Chara braunii is the source of this 1039-nucleotide messenger RNA. NCBI's taxonomy places the organism in Eukaryota, Viridiplantae, Streptophyta, Charophyceae, Charales, Characeae. The record is from the annotation of a GenBank genome assembly.
ACAAGUGACGGCGAACGUGACAAUGGAAAGGCGGGAGAGCUCCGCCGGACAACACAGACGUGCGAUUGAAUUCUCCAUUCAUGAGCGGCCGGUGUCGGGCCAUCGUCCACCCCCAUAUGACCCCACAUUGUACAAUCAUCUCCCGCCACACCAGCAACCGCUACCACCGGAUCCGGAAGAGGAAUGGGUGGAUGAUCUGUCCCACACUCUUCCUCUGGGGAGCGGAUCUAUGCAGGAGUGGAUGGGGAGGCACUACCAGCAAAGGGAAGCAGGGACUAGUCGUCAGUCGUACUUGGCAAUGCUGGAGGAGGGUAUCGACGGUGGCGAUACGAAGAUUGUGGACUUGGAUUUUGGCUUGUCAAGCAGGACGCCUGGAGUAGGUGUGAACACUGCAUCGAACCACGUGGGCGCCACGACCGUCGGGCAAACCUCUGUGGGUCGGGUGGGAGUGGCGGGGGUAGGUGGAAGAUCCUCCCGUGUGGGUGGCAUGGCAGAUGGGUGUCGUCAAGCGCCCUCCAUUUGUGGAGGCGUGGGACCAGCUAGCAAUCCGCCGAGGGCAGUGUUACCCACCCACUCCGCGAUGGCUUCGCCUGCGCUGCGGCAAGGGGCAGCCGCACCGACGGCGAACACCAGCACUUCUCCACUGGAAGAAAUGGGGAGGCAGGUGUGGGCGUCCUGUCGCCAACAGAUGCGCCGAGCAACCGCUGAUAACAUAAUGAACGGGGUGUCGCAGAUGCGUGUGGGGAGCGAUGUCGAUUCGGACGACUGUCGGAGGGCGAGUGGUGAAGAAUCUCCAGAUUCCCAUUGCGAGGAGGAACCAAAAGAUGCGGAAGACCUGGAGAUUCGACCCAUUGGUGUGCGUGGUGGACGGAGGGGUGGAUGCGGACGUCAACAGAAGGCCGCGUCACGUGGAGGUCGAGGAGGGUCCUGUGGGCGAGAAGGGCGGCAAACAUCCAACUUGGAGUGUUGAGGAGAUGAUCAAGCUCGCUCGAGCGAAGCGGGACCAGCAAGCUCAUUUCGAAGGAAUGCCGCACAACUA